Messenger RNA from Populus nigra (black poplar), 1021 nucleotides. Its product is annotated as berberine bridge enzyme-like 8. Bases 262 to 897 code for a protein of 211 amino acids. The transcript is spliced from 2 exons. Gene Ontology annotation, molecular function: flavin adenine dinucleotide binding. The record is from RefSeq and is a predicted model, not a curated record. Lineage: Eukaryota; Viridiplantae; Streptophyta; Magnoliopsida; Malpighiales; Salicaceae.
UACCAUUCGAGAAUUGUUGCCACAACAUCACGCUCUUCGCCAAAAGGGGCAAACACCUGUUGGGAAGGCAAGGGUUCUAUUUUUCUUCGUAAUUCUGCAUAGUCAAGUUGAAGUAUUACUACUGAAGUAGUUGAAAAAUACUCGAAGGAGAUGAUGAACAAGAAUUCAAGUUUUGUAAGUUGGCUAAAUUUAAUAAUUAAAGAGGAGUUCAAGUUUCAUAAGUUGGUUUAAUUUAAGUUAAGGUUAAAAAUAAAAAUACUUAUGAAAUCAUUAUUUAUUUCUAACGUUAUCGACUCGAAAGUAGUUAAUGUUAAUGGAAGACUUCUUGAUAGAAAAUCUAUGGAAGAAGAUUUAUUUCGGGCUGUAACAGGUGGGGGAGGAUCAAGCUUCGGAGUUAUUCUUGCAUAUAAUAAAAUCAACAUUGUUCGCGUUCCUGAAAUAGUCUCUGUCUUUCAAGUUCAAAGAACAGUCGACCAAAAUGGAACAGAUAUUGUUGAGCAGUGGCAACAAGUUGCUUACAAUCUUGAUGAUGAACUUUUCAUUAGGACUGACAUGGAUGUGGUAAACAGUGCCACUCGAAUCGGUGAAAAGACUGUAAGAACUACUUUCUUAGCCUUGCUCCUUGGAGACUUGAAAAGACUGCUUUCUAUCAUGAAUGCAAGCUUCCCUAAACUGGGUUUGCUUCGGUCAGACUGUUUCGAAAUUAGUUGGCUUGAGUCAGUCCUUUUCUGGGCAAACUUCCCUCUUGAGACACCAACUGAUGCUUUGCUAAGUGGAACACCGCAAUCACUGACUUACUUGAAAAUUAAAUCAGAUUAUGUUCAAAAGCCAAUUCCAAGGGAUGGUUUGGAGGGCAUAUGGAAGAAAAUGGUCGAGCUACAAGUGCCUGUGGCAUAGUUUCAAUCCUAAUGGAGGAAAGAUUUGGGAGAAAAGCUACUUGGAAGGAAGUGUUUAUGGGAUCAAAUAUUUUAAGGAGAAUUUCAACAGGUUGGUUGAAAUCAAGACUAAGGCUGAUCCUUCC